Hibiscus syriacus is the source of this 618-nucleotide messenger RNA. RefSeq names its product tetrapyrrole-binding protein, chloroplastic-like. Lineage: Eukaryota; Viridiplantae; Streptophyta; Magnoliopsida; Malvales; Malvaceae. Bases 1 to 618 code for a protein of 205 amino acids. The record is from RefSeq and is a predicted model, not a curated record. The transcript is spliced from 2 exons. Gene Ontology annotation, biological process: chloroplast-nucleus signaling pathway. Gene Ontology annotation, molecular function: tetrapyrrole binding. Gene Ontology annotation, cellular component: chloroplast.
AUGACAGAACCCUCCACCACCGCCGCCGCCACAAACAUCCUUUCCACCACCACCUCUCUUCAUUCUUCCACCACUACAUCCUCUUUUAACACCCUCCAACACCACCUCUCGGCCCCAAACUUCCGCCAAGCCGACGAAGAGACACGUCGUCUGCUCAUACUCCUAGCCAGCGAAGAGAAACGCGGCUACGUCUGCUUCUCCGAAGUACAAUUCAUACCGGAAACUGAUCUCAAAGUAAUCGAUCAAGCAUGGAGAAAACACAGCAACAACAAGUUCGGGUACAGCGUGCAGAAGAACAUCUGGAAGAAAGUUGACAAGGACUUCACCAAGUUGUUCUUAAAACUGGGGUGGAUGAAAAAGCUCGACACAGAGAUCGAACAAUACAACUACAGGGCUUUCCCCAACGAGUUCAUAUGGGAACUCGAUGACCAAACACCGGAAGGUCAUCUGCCAUUGACGAACGCUUUGAGAGGAACUGAGUUGUUUAACUGUAUUCUUAGACAUCCAGCUUUUGAGGGUCAACAGGAACAAGAGACUGGAACUGGUGAAAAUGGAGGUGUUAGAGAUGGAACAAAGACAUUCGGCGACAAGUUUUUCAAGCCAAAUUAUUGCUUGUAA